This is a messenger RNA of Hydra vulgaris (swiftwater hydra), 1841 nucleotides long. Lineage: Eukaryota; Metazoa; Cnidaria; Hydrozoa; Anthoathecata; Hydridae. The record is from RefSeq and is a predicted model, not a curated record.
UGGACAAGUUUUACCAAAGGUAUCGAAGAACACAACAAGCACUUAGUAUUGCAAUGUCUGUGUAAAAUUAUUCAAACCUUCAGGCAGUACAGGCACAUUAUGGAAUCACAUGCGAACCAAACACAAUAUAAGUGAUGGACUUUCUCGUAAUAAACCAACAAAAAGAUUAUUAGAAAAUGAUGACGAUGAUAUGAUAAUUAUCUGCAAAAUAGCUCUAAAUCAUCAAAUGAGACAGCUGAUAUUCAUGAUAAUAGUAGUAUUAAUACUGAAGUUAGCUGUUUAUCAUCAACAUCUACAACAGGAGUAUCAGAAUCUAGAAACAUAGGACUAUUAACGCAGCCAAAGAUAAGAGAGAUGUUCUUUUCACCAUCUGUAUCAGCCAAAAAACAAGAGCAAAUAACAGACAGUCUUGUAAAAUUUAUAGCCAAUAAUAUGCUACCACUCUUAACAGUGGAUGGUGUUGGAUUUGUUGAGUUUAUGAAUGAAAUAUCACCAAAUUGUGAAAUACCAAGUCGCUUUACAAUCAAAAAAAGAAUUCCAGGACUGUAUGAGACAGAAAAACAUAAAGUAGCCACUGAAAUACAGAAAAUAGACUCAAUAGCACUGACUACUGACUGUUGGACAAGUAAAGCUAUGGAAUCUUACAUAUCAGUUAUUGCACAUGGCAUAACCAAAAAUUGGAAAAUAGUCAAUUAUAUUAUUACAACUGAAUUAAUGGAUGAGCGGCAUACCAGCAUAAAUCUAAAAUACAAAUUAGUUGAUAUUAUAAAGGAAUGGGAAAUUGAUAAAAAAUCUAUAUGUAUUGCGCAUGACAAUGCGGUAAAUAUUAAGAAUGCUGUUACUGCAAUGGCUCCAAACAUUAAAAGUAGGACAUGUUUCGCUCAUUCGCUACAGUUAUGUGUCAAGAAAGGCUUGAAAGAAAAUGAAAUAAAACAAAUAAUAAUUACCGCAUCUAGAAUCGUUUCACAUUUUAAACACUCAAUAGUAGCAAUCAAAGCACUCCAAGUAGUACAGAAAAAUUGAAAAUGCCUGAAAAAAAAUUAAUUCAGUCUGUUAAAACUAAAUGGAAUUCGAUUUAUGCAAUGGUUGAACGACUUAUUGAGUCUCGACAAUGUAUAAGCAUAGUUUUAAAUGAUCGUAAUACUACUACUAGAACAAUAGCAAUAUCACUGGAACUCAGCGAAAGUAAAUGGGAGCUAUUGGAGCAGUUAGUAAAAGUGCUCAAGCCUUUAGAUCUAAUUACUAAAGUCUUGUCAUCUGCAACAACUCCAACAAUAUCAACUGUACAUCCUAUUUUAAAAAGCAUUGCUCAACACUAUUUGACUCCCAACGAAUCUGACCUACAAAAAAUUAAAAUAUUAAAAGAAACAUUGUCACAAGAGUUCAAAGCAGCAUGAUUUGACUAUAAUUGCAUACAAAUACGCACAUAACAUCUCCUUUUUUUAUUAAUAAAAAUAGUAAAUACCUACUUGCUACUUUCUAAUUCCUAGUUCCUACUUCAUAUGUGGGUAUCUUAAAAAAAAUUGAGAAAAACUCGAAAACCCUGGUGUAUUUGUUAUUAGGGGUCUUAUAUUGAGUAGAUUGUCAAUAGAUCUGAGAUCGUAAUUCGAAUUAUUUAAGUUGAUACUUGAUAAUGAUGAAAAAAUAGCUGAUUAUCGCAAAAACAAUAAAGCCGGAUUGGAUUUGAAAUCCAAAUCAACGGAUUGAAUCCGUAAUCUGAAUUGACGAAUUGGAUCCGUGAAUUCGGAUAAAACGGAUUGAUCCGAAGUUCGGAUUAAAUAAUUGUAAUCCGUUAUCCAGAUUGGUCAAAAUAAUGCUCAGCACUAGUUGGGAGACUAUUU